Molecule: messenger RNA, 1356 nt
Organism: Saxophila tyrrhenica
Lineage: Eukaryota; Fungi; Ascomycota; Dothideomycetes; Mycosphaerellales; Extremaceae
Exons: 2
Coding region: 1-1356 (451 amino acids)
Source: RefSeq, a predicted model, not a curated record
AUGGACAAAUCGCCAAUGGCAAAGAUUGCAGCAUUAGAACCGUUCGAGUGUGGCAAAGAUGCAGCCAGGUACUUUGGCUUCGAGCAUCGUAACCUGAACCAUGGUUCAUUCGGCGCAUCACCAACACCAGUCCGCUCAGUCCAAAGAUACUACCAGGACCUUGGAGAGAGGAGACCAGAUGCCUUCAUUCGAUAUGAGUACCCGCAGCAACUGGAUGUCUCUCGCGUAGCAAUCGCAAAGUACCUCAACGCUCCUGUGGAAACCUGCGUCUUCGUCUCUAAUGCAACAAUCGGCAUCAACACCGUACUUCGGAACAUUCGCUUCAAUCCCAACGAUGUCAUCAUCUACUUCGCAACGAUCUAUGGAGCCUGCGAGAAGACGGUAAGCUACAUCGUCGAGACGACACCGGCAGAAGCAUACAAGAUCCAGUACACGUAUCCAUGCUCUGAUGCCGACUUGUGCAACGCUUUCGAAGCAGCAGUCAAACAACUCCGCAGCAAAGGGAGAAACCCGCGGAUAGCCAUCUUCGACACCAUCGUCUCGUUGCCUGGCGUCCGGAUGCCGUUCGAACGACUGACGGCGCUAUGCAAGAAGCACGCCGUCCUCUCCUGCAUCGACGGAGCCCAUGGUGUCGGCCACGUUCCCCUUGACCUCUCCAAGCUCGAUCCAGAUUUCUUCAUCUCGAACUGUCACAAGUGGCUAAACGUUCCAAGAGGCUGCGCGGUCUUCUAUGUGCCUCUCCGGAAUCAAGCAACGAUGCGGUCGACCUUGCCGACCAGCCAUGGCUUCGUGCCACUGCCUGAGCACGGAGGAGGCAUCAACAAUCCAUUACCACCGACCGGCAAAAGCGAAUACGUGACCAACUUCGAGUUCGUCGGAACGCUGGAUGACUCGCCGUACCUGUGCAUACCGGCGGCUCUGGAGUGGCGUAGCAAAGUCCGCUGGAACGGUAUGGUAGGCGAAGAGGCCAUCAUGGGCUACUGCAGUCGGCUCGCCCGUCGAGCAGGCGCCAUACUGUCCGGCAUCCUGAAGACAGAGGUUAUGGAGAACAGAGAAGGCACGCUGGGCAACUGCAACUUCUCGAACGUACGAUUGCCGCUGUCCUCCAAUGCCUUGACGGCUGGCGAUGCGGCGCAAAUUGCCAGCAUAGGCCAGUGGAUCGCAAAGACACUCGUCCAGGACUACAAGACCUUCAUAGCCAUCAUCUACUAUGAUCAGUCUUGGUGGAUGCGGCUGAGCGCACAAGUGUAUCUUGGGGAGGAGGAUUUUCAAUGGGCUGGCCGGGUUUUGGCAGAGGUGUGCAGCAGGGUAGAGAACGGCGAGUGGAGGCAGGAUCGGCUUGCGUCGAAGCUAUGA